AUGGCAUCACAAAAUAUGGCGACCAAUCAACCUCUUUGUGAAGAACCUCCUUGUCCUAAGUGUCGCAAAUGUCGUAGUUAUGAGCAUUUUAGUGAUCAUAUGGAUAUUAUUCGUACGACUAUUCCUCGUCUUAACGUUCGUAGUGUUCUUACUUAUUUUGCUGCUCAGAGUAAAUAUGCUACUCUUCGUGGUCCUUUUGCUCCUUGGCGUAACUUUGUUCAAGAUGCUCUUGUUCCUACCGGUCCUGAGGGUGUUGGUAUUGGUGCUUUUCGUGAAGUUUUUCAUCGUAUUAGUGGUAUUGACGAUGCUCUUACUGGUAUUCAUCCUCCAGGUUUUUGCGAUUGCAACGCAUAA
Adineta steineri is the source of this 354-nucleotide messenger RNA. The record is from the annotation of a GenBank genome assembly. Lineage: Eukaryota; Metazoa; Rotifera; Eurotatoria; Adinetida; Adinetidae.